AUGAUCGAUGGCAAUGUCGGAGGCGGUGGUAGCGAAACCGAUAUUAUCGGUAGCGCAUCUGAGAUCAUCAAAGAUCGCCUUUAUUUCGCCACAUUACGUAUACGACCUAAAUCCACUGCCAACACACACUUCUUCUCCGUCGAUGAUGAAUACGUCUAUGAAAAUUUCUAUGCUGAUUUUGGCCCGUUGAAUUUAGCCGUCGUUCAUCGAUACUGUACAAAGUUGAAUAAAAAGCUAAAUAAUCCUACGCUUGGACACAAAAGAAUCAUCCAUUAUACAACCUUCGAUCCAAAAAAACGAGCAAAUGCAGCGUUUCUUAUCGCUGCUUAUUCAGUUAUCUACUUGAAACGAACACCUGAAGAUGCAUACAAACCAUUAGUGAGCGGUAUCAAUGCUGUCCAUUCAUUUCUGCCAUUUCGAGAUGCGUCACUCGGCUCAUCAUCGUAUAAUCUUACAUUACUCGACACAUUGCAAGGACUCUAUAAGGCGAUGCUUCACGGCUUUUUUGACUUCGAAAAUUUCGACUUAGAAGAAUACGAACAUUACGAAAAAGUAGAAAAUGGAGAUUUGAAUUGGAUUGUACCUCGUAAAAUACUCGCGUUUUCCGGUCCACAUACGAAAAGUAAAAUCGAGAAUGGUUAUCCAUUGCACGCACCUGAAGCCUACUUUACUUAUUUUCGUAAACGAAAUGUGACGACCAUUGUACGUUUGAAUAAGAAGAUCUAUGAUGCCAAACGAUUUAGCGACGCUGGUUUUGAUCAUCAUGAAUUGUUCUUCAAUGAUGGUAGUACACCGAGUGAUGCGAUUACGCUGAAAUUCUUGAGUAUUGUGGAACAAGCGAAAGGAGCUGUUGCCGUCCAUUGUAAAGGUAAUGAAGACAAAAAGAAAACAAGUUUCAAACAGCCAAAUGAUCAUGUUCUUUCUUGCUUUUUGUUCUGUACAGCGGGCCUUGGUCGAACGGGUACUUUGAUCGGCGCCUAUCUAAUGAAGCACUAUAAAUUUACAGCAGCUGAGAUUAUUGCUUGGUUGAGAAUAUGCCGGCCGGGUUCUGUUAUUGGACCUCAGCAAAAUUACCUCGAAGAAAAACAAGCGUGGCUCUGGUCAUUAGGCGAUACGUAUCGAAUUAAAGACCGUCCGCGAUACAUGUCCUCGUACGGUAUAAAUUCGGCUAUGGAUACGACUGGUCUUGGUCCCCUUCGGUACUCAAUAGGAGACUCGAAUAAUAACAAUGAAGAAGAGAAUGACAAUGAAAUAACGCAAGGCGAUCGAUUGAAUGAAAUCAAAGCACGUCGUAUGCAACAGCAUCAUUCCACAGGUCCAUCACAUUGGGCAUCUCCAAACACGAAUGUGACUUCGAGUUUAACGUGUAAAUAUUGUAAUAAAACUUAUCAGUCAUCCGCAACAUUAAUCAAACAUAUGAAAAGCCAACACCCAAAUCAAUACUCAAUCACUUGUAACAAAUGUUCCAACAGAUCGUUUUCAACAAAAAAAGCUUUACAAAUACAUCAAAAUCGAGUGCAUAACAACACUAAUGCUAUCGCCGAUGGUGGUGGUACCGAUAGCUUUGAUCCAUCGUCAACAUACAAACGCGCUCAAACAGCACUGAUCUCUUCGGGCGGCGUACCACUUCAAAAUGUCUCAUCAUCGAUGACUCCAUCAACAAAUCUCCGUCGUAGUUAUACACCGGUAUCGAAUACGCCGUCGAAUGCUCUGCCAAGUUCCAAUUGGCGCAAGCCUCGGUCUUACAUUACCCCAUCGGCAUCGACUAUGAAAACUCCAACGUAUUCCAGUGGACGUUACAUGACUUCAGCAUUAAAUGAUAAUAUGGGCACAACCUUAACUAUAUCUGAUAGCGCCAAUCGUGAUCCUGUUUCAUCAGCGAUAUUGAAAACUUCUUCAAACCAACAAUAUCGCGGUAAAUCACCGAUCGCGAAUACGACUUCUUCACCCACUCAUUCUUAUUACACACGAUCAAAAUCGGUAAAUGCACGAUGA
This is a messenger RNA of Adineta ricciae, 1995 nucleotides long. The record is from the annotation of a GenBank genome assembly. Lineage: Eukaryota; Metazoa; Rotifera; Eurotatoria; Adinetida; Adinetidae.